This is a messenger RNA of Hemibagrus wyckioides, 639 nucleotides long. RefSeq names its product chemokine (C-C motif) ligand 19a, tandem duplicate 2 (gene ccl19a.2). NCBI's taxonomy places the organism in Eukaryota, Metazoa, Chordata, Actinopteri, Siluriformes, Bagridae. Gene Ontology annotation, molecular function: chemokine activity; CCR chemokine receptor binding. Gene Ontology annotation, biological process: positive regulation of ERK1 and ERK2 cascade; cellular response to type II interferon; G protein-coupled receptor signaling pathway. The record is from RefSeq and is a predicted model, not a curated record. Gene Ontology annotation, cellular component: extracellular region. The coding region runs from base 181 to 519 and encodes 112 amino acids. The transcript has 5 exons.
UUUACAGUUAACCCGGUGCCUCUGCUGUGUAACAUUGCUCUUGGCUCUGUGAUGCAUGUAAUCUUCUUGGAAACACACACCCCUGCCCUGAUGCCAGAUUCUGACAUGAAAUCAGGUGUAUAAAUAUAAGCCUGCGAUGGUACCUGAGAACACACCUUAGUACAUACCCAUUUCCAUCUGAUGCUGAACAAGCUGCAGAACACAGACGCAAGCAUGUCCAACGCAGUUGUUGCUCUUCUGGUCUUCUCUGCACUUCUGUGCUACAACGCACAAGCGUACCCCGGGAGUGCCGCUGAUUGCUGCUUGUCCACCACUGAAACCUUAGUUCCACGCCGCAUCGCUGAAUCCUAUACCAUCCAAACCGUAGAGAGCGGAUGCCCCAUUCCAGCUACUGUGUUCAUCACAAAGAAGAACAGGAAGCUGUGCUCUCCACCAAUAUAUGACCAGAAAAAUUCAUGGGUGUUGAAGCUCGUCGAAUUCCUGGAUAAUCGUCACGCCAAGAUCAACGGCGCUCAGUGAUAAACAGGGUGAAUAUGUCCAGGCCUGUCGGAUCAUCACGCAUGGAUUUUCUGUGACAGCUCCUGUUAUGUUUAAUAAGCUAUACUUCUCCUUUGUAUCUUUACGUGUCAAAGCACACGC